Molecule: messenger RNA, 948 nt
Organism: Fimicolochytrium jonesii
Lineage: Eukaryota; Fungi; Chytridiomycota; Chytridiomycetes; Spizellomycetales; Powellomycetaceae
Exons: 3
Coding region: 166-759 (197 amino acids)
Source: RefSeq, a predicted model, not a curated record
GAGAAUCUCCAUCGUCGCAGCUCCGGACCGAGUAGAGUAUGACUUUCCCACGCAGGAAUGGCGAAUAGGCUCACGCUAUAUUGUUGUUUGACCAACCUGUCUCGAAUGUCGGAAUGCGAGCGUCCGCAGCCGUAUUGAUUGCCGAAGCCCUCUCCGUCUCGGAAGAUGAGCGUGGGAGGACAUCGGCUAGCUGUAGAUUUGACAGUUCAACGCCCGUGGGAAAAACGUGGAGGUUUGACCUCACCGAAAUGCGCUACUUGCCGAGUCGCCAAGCAGCAGAUUGGCGCGAUCGCUCUCGCGCACAGCACAACGUUCCCGAUCGCGGCCGUCGUGACCAACGGUGCAUCUACGGAAAUCAACUUUUCGCGACAUUUCUGGCACGUCCCCCCCGAAGCGAUCCGAGUACAGCUGGUCAAACGUCUGAAGAAGCGGGGAGAUCUCAAACUACUGCCAAAAGCGUCCUUCGGAGCCUGCCGGCCCCGUAUGCUUCCCGUCGAUUUUGAACAGCUCAAAAUUCGCCUCCGUUUGAUUCGCUCAUGGAACGAGGGCGAAACGAGAUCACGCAUUGGACUCGUUUGCGGGAGAGUAUCAUUGCGUUCUCUACUGCACCGCUGCAUCAACCUCUGGGGACGGUUCCCAUAUUUUCACCGACUUGCAUUCUCAAAUGGGAGACAUCGAACGUCGUGCGGACUUCUACAUGUGCACUUACUCGAUUUGCGGGGCGUCAGCAGCUUUCUGUUGCUGCUGAAGGGGCACUAGCAAGCUAUGGUAACCCGGCGGGGGCACAUUCACGGACAUAAGGUUUGAUCCCGAAUUUGACAGAAUGUCAGAUUGCGAAUGCCAAUUCGGAGACUGAGUGCUACCGACUCAAGGCUUCGAGAAGCGCUUCGAACCAGGGGACUGACUGCGCGUAUACCGAGCGGCCGGCUCUAUCUCGCAUUGAUCGUU